Messenger RNA from Labrus bergylta (ballan wrasse), 3794 nucleotides. It is a transcript of the gene znf185, whose product is annotated as zinc finger protein 185 with LIM domain. Lineage: Eukaryota; Metazoa; Chordata; Actinopteri; Labriformes; Labridae. The record is from RefSeq and is a predicted model, not a curated record.
AGAACAGCGUUCCCACAGGAAAUGUUGCUGUGAGUUGCUUCAUUACAGUACGCCACGCUGUGCUCUUUAUUUUCUUACCUCUGCCUCGCUCCUUCUCAGGAUUGAUACUCAUCCACCUGUGCGACAGACACCUGUCACACAGAGACAGACGUUUCCUCGGCUCACACCAGCAACACAAAGAAGGGACAUUAUCACAGAACUGAGCUGGGUGGACAUUGCACUGCUUGGUAAGUGAAAGCAGGUGGCUUGUAAAGAACAGAUAGAAACCUCUAGAACAAGCAUGUCAAAAGGGGCAGGAAAAGCAGAAGUGUUUCGUACUACCAAAGUGAGGACCAGGUUGAGGGAUGAUGGAAGCUGGUUGCAGCGCCGCAGUGAACCUGACGAUGAACAAGAAGAAGAAAAGCCAUGGUUGGCAGAAGUGAGGGCCAGCCGUGUCAAUGGAGCUCCUGCUGAGACGAGUCCAGUUUCAUCACCAACAAAACCCACCCCGCCUCCCACCAACUCUGAGACCCAGAGUGCACCAAAACCAGGAUACCUGAUAAGAGGCGUUUUCACUAAACUAGACAAGCCUCCCACUAACACACCGUCAACUAACGGCCCAAGUGGAACAAAACAAUUCACCAAAAAACCUUCAGAGAGCUACAAGAAAAUAGCCCCCUACACCGUGAAGCCCACUUUGGAGAGCCAGGAGAGCCAGCUUAGCCCAGAGGAGAAGGAGAAGCGGACGGAGGCAGCCAGCAAUGUUCUGAAGAAUUCUGCAGGCCGGCAACGGUCUUAUGUGCUUUCUGCUGCUAAGAAAUACGAGACAAAACCAGAAGAACCUGAUACUUCUUCACCAGUCAACAACAGUCUAGCUUUUGUUGCUAAAAGGGUGGCGUUAACAGAUGAUGAUGAAAGUGCUGCGACUCCAGCACCUGUGAGCUCUCCGCCCCCCUCCUCUGUCGCCCCAGUCACAUCUGUUGCCUCUGCACCUAGGCCCAAACCACGGCCACCGGUCGACUCAGAUGUUAAGAAAGCUGUUGAUGCCAUCGUUAAUAAGCCAGUUGCACCAAAGGUGGAGAAGAAGAAAGCCGCCCUGGAGCCCGCCAAAGAAGACCUAUAUCCAGCAUCUGUCCCAGAAAAAAACCCUUUUGAAGGUAUGAAACCAGGGUGCACCAAGGUGGCCACCCCUCUCCCUGUAUUCAUCCCUGAACCAAAAGAUUUAAAAUCUGCAGUGCAAGAUGAAACACCUCUGGUUGACCUCACCCCAGCAGCAGUCCCUCUUUCACCCACUCCAUUGUCUCCUACCCCGGCUCCAGCAGUCCCACUUUCACCCAUUCCAUUGUCUCCUACCCCAGCUCCAGCAGUCCCACUUUCUCCCACUCCAGUGUCUCCUACCCCGGCUCCAGCAGUCCCACUUUCUCCCACUCCAGUGUCUCCUACCCCGGCUCCAGCAGUCCCACUUUCACCCACUCCUGUGUCUCCUACCCCGGCUCCAGCAGUCCCACUUUCUCCCACUCCUGUGUCUCCUACCCCGGCUCCAGCAGUCCCACUUUCUCCCACUCCUAUGUCUCCUACCCCGGCUCCAGCAGUCCCACUUUCUCCCACUCCAGUGUCUCCUACCCCGGCUCCAGCAGUCCCACUUUCUCCCACUCCAGUGUCUCCUACCCCGGCUCCAGCAGUCCCACUUUCUCCCACUCCAGUGUCUCCUACCCCGGCUCCAGCAGUCCCACUUUCACCCACUCCUGUGUCUCCUACCCCGGCUCCAGCAGUCCCACUUUCACCUACUCCUGUGUCUCCCACCCCUGUGUCACCUGUCCCAUUUGUGCCAAUCCCAGUGUCUGCUGUAAGAGAGAUCACAGUGAAUACAAAACCAUCUCCAAAGCCAAGCUCCAGUGUUGACACUUUGAGCGCCUUGUCCGACACCCUCAUUUCUUUCAACACAAGUCCAAGCAGCUUGAAAGAUAACGAGCCAGACCUGGCAAAGGAAGAAGGGGGCUCAGCGGACACUCGCACCGCAGAGGAGGGUGAUGAAGAAGAGCCAACUCCAAAGAUCAGCAACUGUAUACCAAUUACAGACGAUCUCCUGUCUCUUACUGAAGGCAGUCCCAAGGAGUCAACAGAGCCCGUUCCCCCCAGCCCGGGACGCUGGAGUCAGUAUCUGCUUAGCGGACCAGACAGUGAGUCAAAGCCAGCAAAGUCCAGUGGCACCCUGGAUCUCCUGGCUAAUGAUGUCAUAAUAAUGAACACAGAGGCUCGCAGCCUCAGCAUGCAGCCAGAGGAGGAGAAACCGACAGAUGAGACAGCCAAAGAAACACAAAGCUCUACAGAGACUGUCACUGUAACCACCAAAACUGUGAUCAGUACUGACAAAAGCGAGGAGGACAUUGCAGAUCGCUGGAGCUCACGUGUGAAAACAACCACAGUCACCGAAUCACGCUCGGCUGAUACGUUUGAUCCAUAUCCGAUAGGGACCACAUCCCCUAACAGCUCCUCUGACCUGCUCCAGCCGCUAGCAGAUAUUUCCAUCAACAGGGUGUCAAGAACUUCCACUGAGAACAAAGAUCCAAGUGAAGACACAUCUAAUGCUUUGGAAUCCCUCGCAGAUGAUGUAAUCCCCAUAAACACUGAGGUUAAAAGCCUCAGCACUCGGCGGUCGUGGACACGCACGUGGGACACCAGUACUACUGAGCGGACUUACACAGAAGAGAGAGACAAAGCUAAACCAGAGGGCCAAGAUGAAUAUCAAAACAUGACGGUCAUGUUUGAGCGAAAAUCCAAGGAGAAUGACUCCCCAUGGGACCGGUGGACGUCACCCACUGUCUACACUACCACCUAUUCUUCAGACCAGGGAGAUGAGGAGGAGGAGGAGGAAAGCCUUGAGGACACACAGACACAGACAAUCACAACCACCACCACUAUCAGGGAGAUACACGGUGAGCCAGAGCCCGCUAUGGAUCGUUAUGACACCUAUUCCAGGACUGUGAUAGAGGAAGAGCAGCGUGUCCAAACACCAGAACCCGAGACAAAAAAGGGGUUUGUGUAUUUGAAGGAGUACGUGAAUUCAUCAGAGCUGUCCCUGCAUAAUGCCAGAGACACAGCCGACGGUGGGUCAGAUUAUUUGACAUCAAGAUCUGCAAACUACUCGUACAGCAGCCCCCCAAGCGGCUCGCUGUCAUCCACCUGUAACUACUGUGGAAAGCUGGUCGGCAACGACGCCAAGAUCUCCAUCGAGCACCUCAAUGUCAACUGCCACCCUGCCUGCUUCAAGUGUGCCGUCUGUGAUAAGCCAAUGGGAGACCUUCUCUUCAGCAUGUUCCUACACGAUGGGAAAGUCCACUGCGAGAGCUGCUACUCCAGCGCCCUUGACUGAUUAUCAGAGCUCUUCAGCAGCCUCUUAUCCUCGUCACCUUCUCUUCCAUGUUCAUUUGCAUACAAAGUGCGAACCGGUCAGUCUCAUAGUUUAGACUGUGUUCAGUUUUCGACUUAGCAACGAUGGAGAACAAUACGAUUACUUAAUGACUCUUACAUUAGGUUCAAUUUUCUAGUUUCUCAAACAUUAUACAUGUUUUUUUUGUUUUUUUUCUUGGUGGUGAAAGCUGUAUCUGCCUCAGUAAACUAUGAAGGAUGUGUCUGUGCAACAUAUAGCAGACUAAUACAAGCGAGUGGGGUACUAUCUUAUAUUUUAGCAGCACUAGUUAUACAAGAAAAUAACUUUGUUACAAAAUGUCUACAUCUUUUUUUUUUCUUCCUUAUAAAAAACAGUGUGUUAACAUGUACAAUGCUUUGUUAAGAAAAUAAAAUGAUUUAUAUAA